AAGAACUAUUCCGACAAAAUGCAAGCUCCUAUCAUUUUGCUGAAAGAGGGAACUGAUUCCUCUCAGGGAAUUCCCCAGAUUAUCAGCAACAUCAGUGCUUGCCAGGCCAUCUCGGAUGCAGUCCGCACAACUCUCGGUCCACGUGGAAUGGACAAGCUCAUUGUGGAUGCUCGUGGAAAAGCAACAAUAUCCAAUGAUGGUGCUACGAUUUUGAAGAAUCUAGAUGUUAUUCAUCCUGCUGCAAGAACUCUUGUAGACAUUGCGAAAUCUCAAGAUGCCGAGGUUGGUGACGGCACAACAAGUGUGACUUUGCUGGCGGGAGAGUUCCUGAAACAGGCCAAGCCGUACAUUGAGGAAGGGGUUCACCCACAGGUCAUCAUCCGCGCUUUCAGGAAAGCCUUGUUUUUGGCAGUGGAGAAAAUGAAAGAAAUUUCAAUGAAGACUAAAAAAGGUGAUAUAAAGGAACAGAGGAAAUUGCUAGAGAAGUGUGCAGCAACUGCUCUUAGUUCCAAGUUGGUGGCCUCUCAGAAAGGAUUCUUCGCCAACAUGGUUUGUGAUGCUGUCAUGUCACUUGAUGAAUUGCUUCCCUUGAACAUGAUAGGAAUCAAGAAAGUACAGGGUGGAGCUCUCGAGGAUUCCUUCCUAGUGGCUGGCGUGGCGUUUAAAAAGACUUUCAGUUACGCAGGUUUUGAGAUGCAGAGGAAGAAGUAUGAUAAUCCCAAAAUUGCACUCCUGAAUGUCGAACUAGAGCUAAAAGCUGAAAAGGAUAAUGCGGAAAUCAGAGUGGAUACUGUUGAGGAAUAUCAGUCAAUUGUGGAUGCCGAGUGGAAAAUCCUGUAUGAUAAACUUGAUAAAAUACAUAAAAGUGGAGCCAAGGUGGUCCUUUCCAAGCUGCCUAUUGGAGAUGUAGCAACUCAGUAUUUUGCUGACAGAGACAUGUUCUGUGCUGGCCGUGUUCCUGAUGAAGAUCUGAAGAGAACGAUGAAGGCAUGUGGUGGGUCUAUACAGACGACUGUCCAGCAGCUUAAAGACGAGGUCCUAGGAACCUGCAUUUUGUUUGAAGAGUCGCAAGUCGGCGGAGAGAGGUUUAACAUCUUCAAGGGUUGUACGAGGGCCAAGACGUGCACACUGAUCCUUCGCGGUGGGGCUGAGCAGUUCAUGGACGAGACAGAGCGGUCACUGCAUGACGCCAUCAUGAUUGUCAGGAGAGCUCUGAAGAACGAUUCCGUUGUAGCAGGUGGUGGCGCCAUUGAAAUGGAACUAAGCAAAUACCUCAGAAACUAUUCUCACACAAUAGCUGGAAAAGAACAACUACUUAUUGCGGCUUUUGCUAAAGCCCUCGAGGUGAUUCCAAGACAGCUCUGUGACAAUGCAGGCUUUGAUGCAACAAAUAUUUUGAACAAACUGCGGCAGAGUCAUGCACAAGGAGGAGUUUGGCAAGGUGUGAAUAUACUGAAGGAAGACAUCACCGACAACUUUGAGGCUUUCGUUUGGGAACCAGCUGUUGUGAAAAUCAACGCCCUAACUGCAGCUUGCGAGGCUACGUGUUUAGUCAUAUCGGUCGACGAAACCAUUCGCAAUCCCAGAUCCUCUGCUGAAGGAGAUGCACCCAAGGGAAGGGGUAGAGGACGACCGAUGUAAAAGGACUAUCUGACAUUCUGUGUUAACUUAAAAUAUUGUACAGCUUUUCACAGUGAGCAAUAUAUUUCAGAUUAACUUUUCUUUACUAUCAAAUAUAUAUGUAAUUUGUAUGGCUAUCAAUUAAUGUUUACGUUUUGUUUUUUGGUAUUCUGUUGAGCAUUGUUCUUGUAAUGACGAGAGACAAAAUUGAACAUACACUGAACAUGUCAGAUUCUUGGUGUUAAAUUACACUUUUCUUUUUUAUGUGACAACUCUGUUACAUUAUUGUUGUAAAACACCCUGGGGUUAAAAUUUAAAAAAAUCCCUGCAAAAUAAUGAUCUCCUGCAAAAUCCUUGAGAAUUCCUAUUUAGAAGGGAAUUAAUUGGGAACUGCAUCCCAGCUUCAUGCAUUUGUCGUACCUUUUGUAAUAAAUUUGAGUGAGA
Gigantopelta aegis is the source of this 2064-nucleotide messenger RNA. Its product is annotated as T-complex protein 1 subunit eta-like. The record is from RefSeq and is a predicted model, not a curated record. Gene Ontology annotation, cellular component: chaperonin-containing T-complex. Bases 19 to 1641 code for a protein of 540 amino acids. The transcript has 12 exons. Gene Ontology annotation, biological process: protein folding. Gene Ontology annotation, molecular function: ATP binding; ATP-dependent protein folding chaperone; ATP hydrolysis activity. Lineage: Eukaryota; Metazoa; Mollusca; Gastropoda; Neomphalida; Peltospiridae.